CGAAUCCCACGCUAACCACCGAGUACAAACAUCGCUAUCGCCAGUCCUAUGUCUGAGGUCAAUAUGGGGGAAGCCCCGGGCAUACACGAGUCCCCUACCGCUUCCCCCCGAGAGCCCACCACCCCGAAGCGACCGCCCAAACGACCGAGACCACUCAUCAACACGAGGACAAAACAUGAUCGACCUGGCAUGGGCCAAUGACUCAAUGCUAGCACAUGGCAUAUCAUCAGAGGUGGCUACAGACUUCCCUCCCUUAGCGGAUCACGAACCCGUUAUAUCAACCAUUAGCUGGGAUACUCAAUGUCCUCCCAAAGACAUCCCACCCUUCCGCUGGUCUACUCACAAUGAGGAGCGUUUCUAAAAAGCAAUUCAAGGAGAGAGCGUCAGAACAAUGUGAUCUCCACCUUCCCUUCCCACCUUCUCCGGCCCAACUGGAUGAACUUGCGGUCAACCUCACAAGCAAUCUCCACUGCUCUGGAAGCCUCCACCAAACGAGCAAACUCCCGACCCUGUGGACACAGGUGGUGGAAUGAGAACUGCAGCAAGAGCGUUUUGAUAGAUGAUAACAAGAUAGCAACGAAAGUCCCAUUUGAGACUAGCGUCAAGAGGCCUGGCGUGGAGGGAAAGGCUGUCGCCGUGGGAAUACGUUCCCCUGAUGCCAAGACGGGGAGUUGGUUAGCAGGACUGCCAAAACGGCCACCAAAGUAGCCGCUUGCUAACCGUCACAUCAGUAAAUCGAGUACAUGAGUGCUGUAUAUAAUGAAUAUGUAUUUCUGCAAUCAAAGGGGAU
Messenger RNA from Aspergillus ruber CBS 135680, 790 nucleotides. RefSeq lists its product as uncharacterized. The coding region runs from base 176 to 361 and encodes 61 amino acids. The transcript has a single exon. NCBI's taxonomy places the organism in Eukaryota, Fungi, Ascomycota, Eurotiomycetes, Eurotiales, Aspergillaceae. The record is from RefSeq and is a predicted model, not a curated record.